UCAAGGCGUCUGCAGGUGAUACUAAUCUGGGGUCCUCACUGACGCUCGCUCACAUUUUCAAGAUGGCUGCUUCCAUAGCAGGAUUGUUAAAACCUUGGACACCGAGAGUGUUCCUGGUGAGAUGGAGCAGAUACAACCCUUACUAUCUAGAGCCAGAGGUCAGGAAGGAGGCCUACAGCACACCAGAGACAGAGCUGAGCGCUGAGGAAAAGGAGCAGCGGGAGCUCAAAGCGAUCAGACCCAUCAAGGCAGCAACCGGCGGAGUCAGCAGCUCUGUUUUCAGCGACCCAGUCCUCAGUAAAUUCAUCAACAUGAUGAUGAAACACGGAAACAAGGUCCUGGCCAGAGAGAUCUUGACGCAGACCCUGGAGAACCUGAAGAGGAAACAGGUAGAGAAAUACCACAAGGCUCCAGAAGGGAAGAAGGAGGAGAUCGAGUGCAACCCCUACACCAUUUUUCACCAGGCUCUGGAGAACUGUAAGCCAGUCGUUGGGCUGGCCAGCAUACAGAAAGGUGGAAAGUACUACCAGGUGCCCAUCCCUCUCUCGGACAACAGACGUCGCUUCCUCGCCAUGAAAUGGAUGAUCACGGAGUGCCGGGACAACAAACACCGACGCAUGCACAUGUAUGAAAAACUUUCCCAGGAACUGCUGGCAGCCUCCACGAUGGAGGGCAACGUUGUCAAGAAGAAGUAUGAGCUGCACAAGAUGGCCGAAGCCAACAGAGCCUACGCUCACUACCGCUGGUGGUAGGAAGAAACGGCUCAGGACUGAAACACUGUCAACUCAAACGUUUCUUCAGAGUGACGGCCUGGACAGAUUCAGUGACACGUUCUGUUGCUCAAAGCCUGAUUGUAAAUAGUUAAAGGCGUGAAAAUCCUUUUGGUGGAAGGAGUGUGCUGCAAAAAUUGCUGUAGGACUACAGUGAAAAAUAAAAAGGUAACAUUGUGUUACUUUGUAUUGUGUACUAUAAACA
Messenger RNA from Micropterus salmoides (largemouth bass), 975 nucleotides. RefSeq names its product mitochondrial ribosomal protein S7 (gene mrps7). The record is from RefSeq and is a predicted model, not a curated record. NCBI's taxonomy places the organism in Eukaryota, Metazoa, Chordata, Actinopteri, Centrarchiformes, Centrarchidae. Gene Ontology annotation, molecular function: rRNA binding; mRNA binding; structural constituent of ribosome. Gene Ontology annotation, biological process: translation; ribosomal small subunit assembly. The transcript is spliced from 5 exons. Bases 63 to 752 code for a protein of 229 amino acids. Gene Ontology annotation, cellular component: ribosome.